AUGGCCCGCCGCGGAAAUUGGGGAUUUCGGGGUAGAACGAGCAACCGAGGAGGAUUCAACAGCAGAAAGUGCAAUGAGCCGGAAACACCCUGUGUACACUUUCAGCGUGGCAGGUGCCACUACGGUGAGAGGUGCAGAUUCUCGCACGACGUGACUAAGGCUGCCAACUUCGGGUUGAAUCCGGGCAGUGAUCUGGACGCUCAGAAUCGAUACUUCGACUGGAGGAGACUCCUUAGGAAAAGAAUAUCAGGGCCUGGAUAUUUUCCAAUGGAACAAGAGGACCUCGUUCAAUUCUGGAACGGGGCACUCGAAAUUCUGGAAAGUGACAGCAGAGAGAAUCAUCAAUUCCUCGCCAAAGAUCUUGUGGAUGACAAUCUUCGUGGAUAUGAUUUUAUCCUGGCAACUGCGGAUGCGGACAAUUCAGAGGGAAUAAGACCUAUUCCAGCUCACAAUGAGCCGUUCCUCAAAGUAAUUACCCAUAUUUCUCUGCUGAAUUGUCUUUCUAUCGAUUCAUUUGUUGGCACUCUGUACACAUCCUUCGGUGGCACAAAUGGGGAUCGAGCAAUCAGAUAUCUGAGAGGUGUCUGCCAGAACCUGAUACGUAAAGGUGAAGACGCCAGCGAAACCGCACCGGAUAUCUCCCUAGACAUGAUGAAAUUGCUGUUGAAUACCCUUUACCAGCUUUUGUCAAGAGUCCGACGCGCUCGAUUCCACGAUGAACUUCCCGUACUACUCGACCUAGCCCGGGAACUGGCCUCCAAAAUGACCGAGGAAUGCUCGAAGGCCGACCUUGAUGGACUUGAAAGCAGAAUAGAAGUCAUGCAGAGCCUGGUCACUAGUGCAAGCCGCAAUCUUGUUACACCCAGGGCGCAUGAGGGGGAUUCCCAGAAGGCUAUGCUAGUCGUGUCGUCUUUUCCAAUGGAUAUGCAAAUACCAGGAGGGAGACACGACAACGACCUCGCAGAAAUAUCCCAGAUUCAGAUUCUUCCUACCCAUCGAGAAAUUGUCAACAACAAUUUAGAAUAUCUACCCUCUACCAAUUUCCUACAGCCACACUUUCUGGCCGACCCUUUGCAAAGAUAUGUUGACUCAACAUUCCGACUCCUACGCCACGAUAUCUUCGGCUCAGCCAAAGAUGUUCUCAGAGAUCUGCUGCAGCAAAAUGAUUUGACACGAAGUCCUUAUCUGUUAGGCAAGGAUGGCAGGGCACAUCUCUAUCUGGGAGCACAAGUCCAGCACAUAUUUAUCAAUGAUAGAAAUGAGCUCGAAGCAACUGUGUCCUUUUCUACUCCACCACAACUCCGCAAAAAGACCUCCAAAGAGCAAUGCAAAUGGUGGGAAGACUCCAGUCGACUUGAGGAAGGAAGCCUAAUCUGCUUCUUGACGUCCCAAGGAGCUCACAGAAGGCAUAUAUUCCUCGAGGUUACUGUGAAGAACUCUUCCAAGGACCAAGCGCACCGGAACAAGAGCAGUCUUGUUUCCGAUAGAUUUCCACCUAGUAUUACGGUCAAGCUUGCGGCAUGUCUACAACAAGAACUGAUCUUCCUGGGCCAGCUUUACAGCGAGAGGGUCACUGGUCUUCUGGUCGAAUUCCAUGGUUUGAUCCCUGCCACGUUCAUCCCUAUCCUGGAAAACCUUCAGCAAAUCCAACGGGAAGGGGAUUUGGCAUUCCGAGCAUGGGUCUUGCCUGGCCAUAAGGGUGAUAAGGAUGGACACGACAUACCCCCACCGGCUUACGCGCGCAAACCAGGAUUUAUCUUUCCCCUGACUUCGAUCACAAACGUUACGGCGGACAAUGUUGAAUUGGACCCGAGUACCCCUGAGUCUGUCGACACCUUGAAGCUGCAGGCUCAGACUGGUCUCGAUUAUGGCCAGUGCCAGGGACUUAUCGCAGCUCUCACACGAGAGUAUGCCCUCAUCCAAGGCCCACCGGGUACCGGAAAGUCCUAUUUAGGUGUCAAGAUUGUUCAAGCUCUGCUUGAAAUCAAGCAAAAGGCAAAGCUAAACCCGAUCAUCGUGAUCUGCUAUACCAACCAUGCCUUGGACCAAUUCUUAAAGCAUCUUCUUGAUAUAGGUAUCCAGAGAAUCAUACGCAUUGGCGGUCGCAGUCAGGCCACCGAGCUUGAAGGCAAGAACCUUCGCGUUGUCAGUAAAGGCGCUUCGAAGACGGAGGUAGAGUCGAAAACCCUCCGCAUGUCUUACAGUAGACUUGAAGACUGUAUGGGAACUGCUGGAUAUGCAAUGAAACCUCUGCACCAGUCUCAGAAAGGCCUGUCUUGGGCCGCUAUUGGGAAUUUCGUGUGCCAUAAAUGGCCCAUUAUAUAUGACCAGCUGGAGCGACCAGACCUGGAGGGAUUCACAACUGUCACAGAUGAUAAAUUGCUUAACUGGCUUGAAGUCAAAUCGAUGAGAAUCCAAAACAGCCAGAAUGAGAGUGAAGUUGACGGUGUGCGUUUCGAGCGCCUCACACGUGCUGCUAAGGAAAAUAUUUAUAGUCUCUCGAUACCGGAACGCCAGAUUCUUGCAAUGGAUUGGUUCAAAAAGUGGCAGGAAAGCAAAACAGCCUCGCUUUUUGAGGUCAUUAAUCGCGCUACCCGUCAUCGCGACGAUAUUAAUGCAGUCCAUGAAGAGAUCAAUCGCCGAGCCCUAAUUCAAGCAGAUGUGGUAGGAAUCACGACAACAUCCCUCGCACGCCAUAUCAAGACACUGCGCCGCAUAGGAACAAAGGUCAUUAUAUGCGAGGAAGCAGCUGAGGUGAUGGAAGCCCACGUUAUCUCAGCCCUCAUGCCAGGUGUUGAGCACUUUAUUCAGAUUGGGGAUCACCGACAGCUGCGACCACAGAUUCAAAAUCAUUCACUCAGUCUUGAAACAUCCACAGGAAAGGCGUGGCAGCUAGACAGAAGCCAAUUUGAGAGACGCGCUGUCGGUGAGCCGGGUCUCAAGCCUGCCCCUAUUGCACAGCUUAAUGUACAGCGAAGAAUGAGGCCCGAGAUCUCGCAACUUAUCAGGAGUGUCUAUCCCAAACUCGAAGAUCAUGAAAGUGUGACAACUCUGCCCAAUGUUGUUGGAAUGAGGGACAACCUCUUUUGGCUGGACCAUCAAUGUGAUGAAGACUCGAGAGAUGACGGCAGCCGUGUGAAGUCUCAUAGCAACCAGUGGGAGGUCGAUAUGACUACUGCUCUUGUUCGGCAUCUUGUUCGGCAGGGAGAGUACAAGAGCACGGAUAUUGCCCUCUUAACCCCAUAUACCGGGCAGUUGCGGAAGCUCAGGGCAUCGCUUAGCAAUGAUUUCGAGAUUUGCCUUAGCGAACGGGACCUAGAAACAUUGGCUGCGGAUGCGUUUGAGAAGGUUGAAGAAGAGAAUCCCGAGUCAAAUAGUCCCAAGGCACUCGAGAAGAAGACGUUGCUCCAGACGCUCCGCCUUGCCACAGUCGACAACUUCCAAGGCGAGGAGGCAAAAGUGAUAGUCGUCUCACUAGUUCGCAGCAACUCAAAGCGCAAGGUUGGCUUCCUACGCACCGAAAACCGCAUCAACGUGCUCCUCAGCCGGGCUCAGCACGGCAUGUAUCUCAUUGGAAACGCCCAAACAUACCUUAAUGUACCAAUGUGGGCCGAUGUCCACUCUCAGCUCUCCCGUGCGAAUGCAGUUGGCACGGAGUUGGCUCUUUGUUGUCCUCGCCACCCAGAUACGCCUAUUCUAUGUUCUGAACCUCACGAUUUUGAAAGGAAGAGCCCUGAGGGUGGGUGCAGUCUCCCGUGUACACGUCGACUUGAGCCAUGUGGCCAUCAAUGCCAGGCUAAGUGCCAUUCGGCGGUGAUGCACGACGGUUUCGCGUGUGAAAAGCCUUGCCCACGUAUCCGAUUAACCUGUGAUCACGAAUGUCCUAAGCUUUGUGGUGAAGAUUGUGGCUCUUGCAUGACGAAGAUUGAAGACGUGGAGCUUCCUUGUGGUCACAUUAAGAAGGCUGUCUUCUGCCAUCAGCUGCGUAGCCUGGAAGUCGUUAGGUGCGACGUCAAGGUUGAAAAAAUUGUUCCUAAGUGUGGCCAUAAAAUCCAGGUUAGCUGUUUUAAGGAUGUAACAUCCCUGAUCUUCCUGAUUGCUGUGGAAACUGUCUCACGGAAGUUUAUGACGGAAAAAGAAUAUCUUACCACCCGAAGUGCACAAAACGAUGUGACCGUCCACACGGUGUUUGCAACCACAGGUGUCCCAAAGAGUGUCACAAUGGGAAAGGCUGCGGUUACUGCGAGGAAAAGUCCGAUGCUCGCACUCAGCAUGCGACUUAACCUGCGGAAAAGCAUGUGCACCAUGCAUCGAGAGAUGCACCUGUGCGGCGACAAGAGUGAUGCUCGUGUUGACUUCCUCGAAUGGAAAAGCUAUUCCGAAAUAAAUAUCGAUGAAACCCCAAUUAUCGUGCUUGGAUGCGGCCAUUUCUUUACAAGUGAAUCGGUUGAUGGAUUGGUUGGCCUAGGUGAAGUAUACACGAGAGAUAAAGAUGGAAAAUUCGAAGGCCUCCGAGAUGUCUCUUCUUCUCUUGCCAGUGCCAUACCCUCGUGCCCAGACUGUAAACAACCCAUUCGCCAAUUUGUGACGAAACGUUACAAUCGCGUUGUCAACCGCGCUGUUAUGGACGAGACUUAUAAGCGGUUCCUUGCCAAGGGUCGGAUCGACCUUGAAGACCUUGAAUCGCGUUUGAACGAUAUUGAAGACAGGCUCAACUCCAAGCGAGUGUUGCUCCUCGAUUGGAACGCCGAAUUACAGUUCAAAGGACUAUACGCGGCAUGUGCGCGCCUUGGGACAGAGGCUUCGACUCUCAGCAAAACCAUGGAGGCCGAGAACCAGCCGAUGAAACGGCUUAUGGAUGCAAUUACCAUCUGCCAGAAGCCACAAAGCGACGAAAUAGCCUCCCUCUCGUCCCGAAUAGAGGCAAUAAAUUUAGCAACACGAGAACCCGACAACCAAAUCACUCUCGGCGCACGGCUAAUCCACAUCAAAGCCCGAGAAGUCACGCUUGGCCAUAAGUUUAAAGUGAUAGAGUCAAACAAAAAUCCUGCACAAGCACGGCUAACUUUCACCAACCUAUCAUCAAUCUCGACUCAAGUGUUAAAGGAUUGCCGAGACUUGAUAACUCAAGCGGAUGAACGAAGUCUCUACCGCAUCGUCAUCACGGCAACCAUCUCAUUCGCUAAGAUCGCCCACCUGGACGCGUGGUAUCGCCGCACUUAUCCAGCAGAAACAACAUUGGAUCUACAUCCUAAAGAAAGCUACACUCAUCCUGAAGAGCCCGAAUAUUGCACUGAAACCAUUCGCGAUCUCCUUACCGCUGCGGUAAAACUAUGUGAUGGACUGGGAAACUGCCCCGAGCUCCAAGAGCAGGUCCAGGAGAUGAUCCGUCUCUACGAGGGACCGCGGUACGAGACAGUGACUUUAAAAGAACUGCAAUCAAUCAAAACCGCCAUGGUCAGUGGGCGAAGAGGAAUCGCGACUCACUCCGGGCACUGGUACAAUUGCGUCAAUGGACAUCCGUUUGCUAUUGGAGAGUGCGGUAUGCCGAUGGAGCAAGCUAGAUGUCCUGAGUGCGGAGCACCUAUUGGAGGUCAAAACCACACGGCUGUUGCGGGCGUAUCUCGAGCACGUGAGAUGGAGUAG
Molecule: messenger RNA, 5646 nt
Organism: Penicillium robsamsonii
Lineage: Eukaryota; Fungi; Ascomycota; Eurotiomycetes; Eurotiales; Aspergillaceae
Exons: 6
Coding region: 1-5646 (1881 amino acids)
Biological process (GO): regulatory ncRNA-mediated heterochromatin formation
Cellular component (GO): nuclear RNA-directed RNA polymerase complex
Molecular function (GO): helicase activity; metal ion binding
Source: RefSeq, a predicted model, not a curated record